This is a messenger RNA of Alternaria postmessia, 903 nucleotides long. RefSeq lists its product as uncharacterized. Gene Ontology annotation, biological process: dolichol-linked oligosaccharide biosynthetic process. The record is from RefSeq and is a predicted model, not a curated record. The transcript has a single exon. Bases 1 to 903 code for a protein of 300 amino acids. Lineage: Eukaryota; Fungi; Ascomycota; Dothideomycetes; Pleosporales; Pleosporaceae. Gene Ontology annotation, cellular component: UDP-N-acetylglucosamine transferase complex.
AUGGCACCCCCGCCAGCUUCCCUCUAUACGCUCUCCUUCGCGAUCGCGACUUUAGUUACUCUGCUUGUCGCUGCAACACUACGUCUGCUCGCUAUCCUUCCAAAUGCGCGCUCGAAAUCAACACCGCUACGCCAGCGCCCGCUCGCAACACGCGUUCUUAUCGUGCUAGGAUCGGGAGGGCAUACACACGAGAUGUUCUACCUACUUCGAGAUCUGGAUACACGCAAGUACACGCACAGAACAUAUGUAGUCAGCAGCGGAGAUGCAUUCUCAGCACAACGCGCCGCGGAGUUUGAGCGAGGACUUGAAGAUAAGGAAAAGGGACGAUUACGCAAGCAAGACAUGGAGAAAAAUGCAGUCUACGAGAACAGCGCAGGAAGAACACCGGUGACGGUGAUGACAGGUGCAGACAGCAUGAUAUAUGUGGCGGGAGAGAAGAAGGGCGAUAAACCAGCAUGCACUGGACCAGACCACUAUAAUAUCGCCAACGUGCCUCGUGCGCGCAAGAUACACCAGCCACUCCUCACAACACCUCUAACAUCACUCUAUACUCUCCUAGCAUCGUUCGCGCCUCUCCUUCACGUACCACCGCUACUAGCUGGCCAGGCUCCCACGACACCUUACGAAACCACAGCCGCCGACCUCCCAGAUCUCAUCAUCACAAACGGCCCAGCUACGGCUGUAAUCUUGAUCCUCGCGAGUCUUAUACUUCGUUACUUCAACAUCAAGGGUGCGAACAGCAGGGACAAGUGCAAGACCGUGUACGUAGAGAGCUUCGCACGCGUCAAGACAUUGAGUCUGAGUGGGAAGCUAUUGCUGAGGGUUGUGGAUCGAUUCCUGGUACAGUGGGAGGAGCUAGAAGGCGCUGGGGGACGAGCGGAGUACUGGGGCAUUCUAGUUUGA